UCGAGUUCCUCUCAAGUCGUUAUCACGACCACGUCGAGUACUUCCACCACUCAGGCAACACCGAGUACUAGCACCGUAACGUCGACGCAGCCUGGGGCCACAGUGACUACCACGAGCCCAGGAACUACUAAUGGUCACAAGUGCAUCGGCAGUGGCUGCUACAGUCACUGAACAAUCGGCCACUUCGGUAACUGGAUCUACUAAUGAUGGGAGUGGAAAUAGUAGCAGUACUGUCAGAGCUACCGGCAUUGCUUCAAGCGUAAACUCCGCCGCCUCGACUGUCUCAGCCGUGCAUUCUACGCUUCCCCAAGCAAUCGGCGUGACAGUUACCGGUUCAGAUGGUCAGACGUCGGUUACUUUUCCCAGUUUCGUUACCGUCUUGAGCACUGCAACGGAAUCAGACGGCUCCGUAGUCACCGAAUCUGCGGUCGUGUCUAAUCCAACCAGCGUGGGGCACCCAGAAAGUAGCAACUCCUCUUUUUUCAGUAAUACAAGUGCUGUUGCAGGAACGUUUGCUGCUGUGGGAAUCGUCGCAUUCGCCAUGCUUGCGCUGCUUUUUGUAUGCUAUCGUCGUAGACGCAGGCAGAGAGAACGAACCAGAUGGCUGUCGGCCAUCACACAACCCCCUUCAUAUCCUUUGCAUGAUGACACUGACAGGGACCCAUUCGAUGAAGACGAUCCAUUCGAGGAUCCCGGGGAUCCACCGCAGAUGGCCCAGGUGAUGCAUGCUCCGCAGACCACCUACAUCAACAGGGAUCAGCGACAUGAGGAUUCAGAACAUGUCAAUACAGAAGCUAGCACCGCUAAUCUUCUAGGCGUCCGAAGUUUCACUGCUGCUAGUCUGGGGAUUGGACAUACCACCCAUAUACAGGAAGAGGGGCCGUUCAGCGAUGUCAACGCGUUCUUGUCGCAAGAAGAAAUAGGGCUCGCUAUUACAACCGGCCACCCAGCUCCCUCGUCUCUACAUUCCAGACAAUCCACUCCUUCUCUUUACUCUGACUCACCGCUGGUAAACGGUGAUGCAGACUCUUUCUAUACUCUUGACUUGCAACCAUCGGUGCCCCCGAAAACUGAAAUCCGAGCGGUGCCAACUCUAAUUCCUCGUCCUCCCCGCUCAAUUUUGAGGGGGACUCCCCCGUCGAGUCAGCUCAGAGGCUCAGAGUAUAGACCUUUGACUCCUCCAGACUCUGUUGAAUCGCAGAGACUCUCCUUCUCGUCCUCUUCUGCGGGUCCAUCUACUCCGACCGGACUCGGAUUCACAACCGGUAGCAGUCUCGACCAUGAACAUGGCAAGCUGUCAAAUCCGCUUCCGCCUACUUUGAGCCCUACAGCCAUUCUCACGCGGCGAACUUUGCUCGAUAUACGCCCACGACCUAGUCGCGACAACGUACAGACAGAUGCUUCAGGAAGGGUGUAGAGUUCCUGCAUCAGGGCACCAACUUAAGGUUUAUUUCAGAGUGUACAUUAGUUAGCUCUUUUUCCCUUAUCGCAUAUUUCAUUGCAUAGUAUAUGUAUGACGGACAUUGGGUGCUUUUGCACAACGCCUUGUAUCAUGAUUCAUAUAUUCAUAUCUAACAAUGUAUUGACACAUGCCGAUUUCCCUUAGCGUAGGCUUUCAGUGGUCGUAGCAAAGCCGUAGCUCUCUGAAACAAAU
This is a messenger RNA of Guyanagaster necrorhizus, 1654 nucleotides long. RefSeq lists its product as uncharacterized. NCBI's taxonomy places the organism in Eukaryota, Fungi, Basidiomycota, Agaricomycetes, Agaricales, Physalacriaceae. The transcript is spliced from 5 exons. Bases 131 to 1417 code for a protein of 428 amino acids. The record is from RefSeq and is a predicted model, not a curated record.